Messenger RNA from Manis pentadactyla (Chinese pangolin), 2828 nucleotides. RefSeq names its product SFT2 domain containing 3 (gene SFT2D3). Gene Ontology annotation, biological process: vesicle-mediated transport. Gene Ontology annotation, cellular component: membrane. The coding region runs from base 26 to 679 and encodes 217 amino acids. The transcript has a single exon. The record is from RefSeq and is a predicted model, not a curated record. Lineage: Eukaryota; Metazoa; Chordata; Mammalia; Pholidota; Manidae.
AGUGACCGCGGCCCCUCGGCCCAAGAUGGCGGACCUCCACCGCCAGCUGCAGGAGUACCUGGCGCAGGGGAAAGCGGGCGGGCCGGCGGCCGCGGAGCCGCUGCUCGCCGCAGAAAAGGCGCAGGAUCCCGCGGCGGGGAGCGGGCCGGCGGCGGCGUGGCUUGGCCGCGCGGGCCUGCGCUGGACGUGGGCACGGAGCGCCGCGGAGGCAACGGCGCCGGGCCCGGCGUGCCUGCCGAGCGUGACGCGCACACAGCGGCUGGCGGCGAGCGGUGCGUGCCUGUUGCUGGCCGCGCUGUGCUUCGUCCUGGCGGCGCUCCAUGCGCCCGUGCUGCUGCUGCGCGCCCGCAAGUUCGCGCUGCUCUGGUCCCUAGGAUCCGUGCUGGCGCUGGCGGGCGGCACGCUGCUGCGGGGCGGGGCGGCGUGCGGGCGCCUGCUGCGCGGCGAGGAGACGCCCUCGCGCCCCGCUCUGCUCUACGUGGCUGCGCUGGGCGGCACGCUGUACGCGGCGCUAGGCCUGCGCAGUACGUUGCUCACGGCGCUGGGCGCCUUCCUGCAGGUAGUCGCGCUGCUGACCGCGCUGCUCUCCCUGCUGCCCCGGGGCGCGGGCACCGUGCUGCGCGUAGCGCUCGGGCGCCUGGGCCCGGGUGCCAGCCUCGCCAAGGCGCUGCCGGUGUGAGAAGCUCGAGACGCGCCGACGGGACUGGACGCGGAGCCGGCCACCGAGACGCGCCCGAUGGGAUGGAACUUGGAGCCGGCUUCGGGGACGUACCCGACGGCACGGGACAGGGAACCGGCGCUGGGGCGAAGCAGUGCACCUGCGGGUUCCCAGGUGUGCGAGACAAAGGCCGUCCCCUUACUCUGCCAGCGAACCUCUACGCUUUGAGCCGCGGUUACAAAACAAGACACGAGCGGUUUUGGGAAGCUGCUCAAUUGCAGCGUUUUGUGUUGCUACUCGGUAGUAUGUGCUGUGAAAACGAGAUUUUUGUGGUUGAAUGGGGGAAUAUGCCGAAACAUUUUCGAUAAAUUACUCGUGCAUUAACUGCAGUUUUAAAAUUGAGGUUGCUAGAAAAAAAGAUGGAUCUUCAGUUUUUAUUAGCUGCCCUUGUGACUUUUCUUUUGUCAUUAUAAAAAAAUACCCAUUGGUAUAUUGUACCUUAACAAGCUGCUUUUGUUUUCUUUGGGUCUCGGAAAUUCUUCAAGGUGAGUGGAUCACUAAGGCUAUCAGAUUAAACACAAUUUAGCCACCGGAUUUCUUAAAAAGUACUUUAGUCGACGGUUUACCUUUUUUUUUUUGCUUUCCGUGAAAUUGUAAAUAGUGUGCCUUAUAAAAUUAAAAGGAAAACUGAUUGUGUAUUAGAUGAUGACAGUGAUUGACCAGGAAGGAAAUGUCUGCCUCAAGCAGCAUGGUCCGUAAAGUGCACGUAUAUGCUUCUGAGAGCAGACCCAAGUAGGGGGCUUCGGGGUGGCAGGAAGAUAAUUCUACAUCCAGAGUACCGUAUUUGAUGGAAACCAUGGAUAUCUUCAAGUUUUAGUUAUUCCUAAUUCUAUUACCUGUUUUUUAAACUGAUUUACACUUUGUGGGCUAAUGCUAAUGCAAUGUAUGAUGUUUUUCAUGUCCAACUGGCAAAUAACCCUUCAUUUUAGGUUCAGCAUACUUUUAUCUCUGACCUUAUUGUAUCCCUUAAUUUAUUGCCAGAAAAUAUGGACUCAGUAUUCUGAAGUCCAGGAAACUACAUGUUUUGUCGUUAGCUAUGUAUUAACUAGGAAGUAAAAUGUAUUUAGAACUUUACAGUUUUAUGCCAGUGGUUCUUAAUUUAUAUCAGUAUUACUUGAAGAGCCAAACCUCAGAUCAUCAGUUCAGUCAGAAGCUGGAGAGGUGGGGUGGGGGUGUGAACCAGGCGUCAGUAUUUUUUGAGAGCUUUCCGGAUAACACCACGUUCAGCUGAAGUUGAGAACCACUUCUUUGUGCAUAGGAUUUGAAAAUAAUUGUUUUCAGGGGCUGGAUUCCAUUGUUGCCCAAACAGGUGUGUCAGGCAGCAAUGGAGCAUUGCCUUUUCAUCUGAGGUCAAGGUUUGUAUUCCUCUGUCCUGAUCAGUGUCCUGAGCCCUGCCUCAAGAAGUGACUAAUAAAGCGACCAACGUCCACACUGCAGGCUUACCGGCUUCUUUGCCCACCCUCGCAGCCCUUCAGUAUUCUCAAAGAAUAUUGUUGUUCCCUUAUAAGUAAAUAGGGCUACCUACCUCAGGAGGAACAACCAAGAGGGUGUUUGUAAAAGCAAAUGUAGUGUUUUAAGAGAAUGAUUUAUUUUUUUUAACUGGGAAAAACUUGAGCCAUUGGCUGCUCUUUCUAUCCCCUAAUUAAAUGUCUGUUCUAGUUCUAAAGUCCUCCACAGUUUGCACAGCUGGAGAUUUUACAAAACUGUUCUCCAAACAUUUUCUCAAGAAUUCAAACACUGAAAAUGUAGCUUUUAUAAAAUUCAAAGAGUACCUUGUAUUUUGACAGUGAUGUUUUAAAAUGCAUAUAUGCAUAUAUAUAUAUAUAUAUCCUAAGUAUUUAAUAAAUAUAUAAUGUAGAGAUUUGUUUUCUCUAAAGGAAUUCAUUUCCCAAAUGUGAUCUGGUCAUCUGCUUACUGAGGAGCUGUGUUCUUAAACAUGACCCUAAAAUGUUACGAUAAAGUCCUUAACUUUUGAACCUCAGAAAAAGAAGUGUAAUCUCAAUAUGGGUUUGGUCUUGGGAUCCCUUUUUAGCUUCUCAGAAUUUGAUUAUUACAACUUGCUUUUAAGCUAUACAAAUAAUGGGCAAAUAAAGGAUCUUCACAAACUAAA